AUGGCUAGUAACUGUCAUGCUGCCCAGGCAUUUCCAUCACGACAAUCUCCUGAUAAUCUCAUCAGGCCAAUUAUUGAGGAUUUCGUGGCAAAGGGGUACAGUAACACCGAAAUUGUUUCCUGCCUAUGCAAACACUAUGAUACUGAUGCAUACAAUGUUUUGAUUGACCUCCUGAAAAAGCGGCGCUCUCAGUGGGGGCUGAAGUCUGCUCGUGGGCAAGCCCAUACCAUCACAAGUAUUGGUCCUGCAAUUGAGCGAGUAAAAGAUUACUGUGUCAAGUAUUUUGUGAAAAGAAAGUUGAUUCUUCAUUACAUGAAUCUCUACCAUCAGGCAGAUGUUCAAGCUCGCAAGAGUCAACACCUGAAGAGGAGUGUUUACUGGACUCUCUUCCUGCAUGUCACAAUUGAGCCAUUUUCAGGACACAUACUUUGGAUCAAGAUCUGGUGGACCAACCAUAACCCCUGUCUUAUUUGUGGAUGGUACUGUGAUACUGUACAAGCCCUUGGUGCCAUGCCCCUUGUAACCCAGAGUGACCCUGGAAGUGAAAAUAAUGGCAUUGCUAAUGGAUUCAAAGAUAUUCUAGAAUAUGGCUUCACCAUGGGAAUCUAUAAUCCUGAUGAUGCCUUGGAAAGGUUCAAUCAUGUCAAACCUCACCAUAAUAUCCACAAGAUCCUUCCACAUGGUCAUCCAAAUGACAUAUUCUACCAUGCCAAAGAAUAUGAUUCUUGUGACUUUGCAAUAUAUGCUCCUCUGGAUCACCCUGUCUUUCUCCUAGUUCUGCAAGAGUUUUCUCAACAAACCUCUGUAUUCAUGGCGGAGCUUGGCUCAACUCCAGUAACUGGGGACAAUGUCUGGAAUGUCUAUGCUGACCUUCUGAUGUGUUUCCAAUCAAUUGAAUGGGAUGAAGGGAUUCGCAAACUUCUUGUGGUGCAACUCCCACUUCCUUGUGACAGGGACAACCUUAUUGGCUCCAAGGACUUACCUAUUGUAGAUUUGCCACUGUUUGUUGAAGGUAGUGGUCCAGGCAGUGAUAUGGGUGCUGAGAAGAUCUCAGAUGAGGAGUCAGGUGAUGCAGAGUUGGAUUUCUAUGAGUUUGAUUGGACUGAUGAUGAGCUUUUGUGA
This is a messenger RNA of Suillus subaureus, 1122 nucleotides long. RefSeq lists its product as uncharacterized. NCBI's taxonomy places the organism in Eukaryota, Fungi, Basidiomycota, Agaricomycetes, Boletales, Suillaceae. The transcript has 10 exons. Bases 1 to 1122 code for a protein of 373 amino acids. The record is from RefSeq and is a predicted model, not a curated record.